GUGUGUGUGAAGGACAAGCAGCAGACAGUUCAGCAGGGUGUCUACACCAGAUUUGCAAACAUGGUUACAUCUUACCCCCUUCCUGAAGGUUUUACUGAGAUUGAAGUCUUUGGCAUUGGCACAACACUUCUAGUCGAAGCUCUGCUUGGAUUUAUUUUAAAUGGCCUGACAAUCGCUUCAUUCUACAAAAUAAGAGAGCUCAGGACACCUAGCAACCUGCUCAUAAUAAGCCUAGCAGUGGCAGACACUGGAUUGUGCAUCAAUGCUUUUGUAGCUGCAUUUUCCAGCUUCUUGAGAUAUUGGCCUUAUGGAUCAGAAGGAUGUCAGAUUCAUGGAUUCCAGGGAUUUGUUGCAGCUCUGUCCAGUAUCAGCUCUUGUGCUGCAAUAGCAUGGGACCGCUAUCACCAAUAUUGUACUCGUAGCAAACUACACUGGAGCACAGCGAUUUCCGUGGUGAUGUUUGUCUGGGGCUUCUCUGCAUUCUGGUCUAUGAUGCCAUUGUUUGGUUGGGGUGAAUAUGACUAUGAACCUUUAAGAACUUGCUGUACAUUGGAUUAUUCCAAAUCUGACAGAAAUUUUAUCUCUUUCCUUUUCCCCCUGGCAUUCUUUGAGUAUCUAAUUCCUCUGUUUAUUAUGAUGACUGCAUACCAGUCCAUACAUCAGAAGCUGAAGAAAAGUGGCCAGAUCAAGAUGAACUCUGGAUUACCUGUAAAAUCAUUGAUUGUAUGUUGGGGUCCAUAUUCACUGCUGUGCUUUUAUGCAGUUAUUCAGGAUGCAACAAUCCUUUCGCCAAAGUUACGGAUGUUGCCUGCUGUCUUGGCCAAGAUCUCCCCUGCUGUGAAUGCCUAUGUGUAUGGACUUGGAAAUGAAAACUACAGAGGAGGAAUUUGGCAAUUUCUCACUGGACAAAAAAUUGAAAAAACAGAAACAGACAAUAAAGCUAAUUAA
Messenger RNA from Staurois parvus, 948 nucleotides. Lineage: Eukaryota; Metazoa; Chordata; Amphibia; Anura; Ranidae. The record is from the annotation of a GenBank genome assembly.